Molecule: messenger RNA, 6949 nt
Organism: Sebastes umbrosus (honeycomb rockfish)
Lineage: Eukaryota; Metazoa; Chordata; Actinopteri; Perciformes; Sebastidae
Gene: adamts12
Product: ADAM metallopeptidase with thrombospondin type 1 motif, 12
Exons: 24
Coding region: 612-5468 (1618 amino acids)
Biological process (GO): extracellular matrix organization; proteolysis
Cellular component (GO): extracellular matrix
Molecular function (GO): metalloendopeptidase activity
Source: RefSeq, a predicted model, not a curated record
UCCCUGGAUGUUGCCCAAAGAUUUUAAAUUAUGAUUAGGGUGGAAACUGUCAAUCAGAUCUGGCAACACUGCUGGGCACAGGUUGUACAACUUUGAUAACUUCUGUUAGCACCUGCGAGGAGAAAAUGUUCCAGGUAAUUGGCUCUAGCCUUGUCUUGGAGAGGCAGUAAAGAGUCUGGCGUUAAUGAUGCGCCUCUGGUGCAGGAUUUGGUGCAAGUCUGGACACAUGACAGACAGACAGAGCAGGUUAGUUCAUUCAAAUCAAUGCAGCUUCUUCCUCUCUGCUGCUACUCCUGCAAGGAAAGUAGACACUGGCCCACAAAGAACACUCCUCCUCCUCCUCCUCCUCCUCCUCCUCUCCUCCUCCUUCCUCCCCAGAGCCGUAGAGCUUUCUCCCUCUUUAAACCAGCUCAGGCUCUCCAGUCCUCCUCCUCUCCAGUCCUCCUCCUCGGUGCGUGUUUGCCUUCGUGAGUGGAGAUUAGUGAGCGUGUUCAUGUCAUGACACAGCGCAGCGCAGGAUCCAAGUGGUCGCCUCUAACGCCACUGCAACCCCAAUGCAACCCCAAAGCACACGACUCUUCUGCAGUGGUUUGAGUUUGGUUACAUGAAAUAUGCGAUGUUCGCAGGACUGCCCGGGUCUCUUCCUUCUGCACUUUGUUUUCAUUUUGGCAGCCGGCCACGAAGAGCUCUCCGACUCUGGCAGACUCUUCUCCCUCUUUGCAGAACAAGGUGAGUUGCCCCAGUCAGAUCUGUCCACCGUCCACCCAGUGAAAACCACCACUGAUGGAGAGUUCAUCUCCCACUCUCUGGCUCACCACUUCAAGGAUGGGAGAGUCAGGCGUGACCUCCGACCCCUGGGCUCGGAGGGACAGGUUUACUACAAGGUCAACUACGAGGGUCGCGCUUUAAUGUUUAAUUUGACUGCAAACAAUCACCUGGUCUCAAGUGACUACAUCCUGGAGAGGAGGAACGGCAGCGCCAACACGACCGAGCAUCACCGCUCUGAGGUGAACUCCUGUCACCUCCUCGGCACAGUAGAAGCCAGUGACGUGAGAGGAACUGCUGCCAUCAGCACCUGUAAAGGACUGAGAGGCUUCUUCUCGCUGCCAGAGGGACACUACUUUAUUGAACCUGUCCAGAAGUCUCCCGAUGAGCCUGCAGGGACUCCAGAGCCCCAUAUCAUCUAUCCAAGAGUUACAACAGAAAGUCAGAGAAAGAAACGCAGCCUCGAGUCCAAAGAGACACCCAGCCUCUGUGGAGUUCAAGAUGCUCCCAGUGACUCGGUCCAGGUGGAGAGGGAGCGGGAGGAGUGGGAGAGGGAGCAGCAGAGGGGGGAGGAUCAGGCUCAGUCCCGCUCGCAGCGCUCGGUCAGCAGAGAGCGGUGGGUGGAGACCAUGGUGGUGGCUGACGCCAAACUCAUCGAAUACCACGGCAGUGAUAACGUGGAGUCCUACAUCUUCACCAUCAUGAACAUGGUGGCUGGGAUCUUUCAUGAUGCCAGUAUUGGGAACGCCAUCCACGUCAUCUUGGUUCGCCUCAUUCUACUCCAGGGAGAAGAGAAAGGGUUGAAGAUCGUUCACCAUGCCGACACCACUUUGUCCAGUUUCUGUGCUUGGCAGAAAAACCUCAACCCCCAGAGUGACACACACCCGGCUCAUCAUGACGUGGCUGUGUUGGUUACUAGGAAAGACAUCUGUGCUGGAAUGAACCAGCCCUGUGAGACUCUGGGUCUGUCUCAUCUGUCUGGGAUGUGUCAACCGCACCGCAGCUGCAACAUCAACGAGGACUCAGGGCUACCUGUCGCCUUCACCGUCGCUCAUGAAAUGGGCCACAGCUUUGGAAUCCAUCAUGAUGGUCAGGGGAACGACUGUGAGCUGGCGGGGAGGCACCCGUUCAUCAUGUCCAGACAGCUGAUGUAUGACAGCUCGCCUCUCACUUGGUCCUCCUGCUCCAAAGAAUACAUCACACGCUUCCUUGAUCGUGGCUGGGGUUUCUGUCUGGAUGACCGUCCAUCUAAGAGGGACCUAACCACCCCGCUGGCUCGCCUCGGUGUCCGCUACACCACACACCACCAGUGCCAACUCCAGUACGGCCCAAACGCCACCUUCUGCCACGAGGUUGAUAACAUUUGCCAGAUUCUUUGGUGUUCAGUGAACGGCUCCUGUCGCUCCAAACUGGACUCGCCUAUAGACGGCACUCGCUGUGGACCAGAGAAGUGGUGUAUCUCAGGAGAGUGUGUGAUUGUGGGUAAACUCCCAGAGACGGUGAAUGGAGGCUGGGGACAGUGGAGUACGUGGUCUCACUGCUCCAGGACCUGUGGAACUGGAGUUCAGUCAGCAGAGAGGGAGUGUAGCAACCCGAAACCAGAGUUUGGGGGCAAGUACUGCACGGGUGAAAGGAAACGUUAUCGGACCUGUAACACUAAACCAUGCCAGAAGGAUAAACCGACCUUUAGAGAGAUGCUGUGCAGUGAGUUUGACACGGUGCCGUACCAAAACGAGCUCUACACGUGGAUUCCUGUGUCUAACCCACUAAACCCCUGCGAGCUGCACUGUCGACCAGUCGUUGAGUAUUUCUCCGAGAAGAUGCUUGAUACUGUGACGGACGGGACGCCGUGCUUCAUGAACAACAAGUCCAGAAACAUCUGCGUCAACGGAGUGUGCAAGGCGGUAGGCUGCGACUAUGGCAUUGACUCAAACGCUGUGGAGGAUCGCUGCGGAGUCUGCUUGGGCGAUGGCACGAGCUGUGAGACGGUCUACAAGUCGUUUGAUGAAGGAGAAGGCUUUGGGUACGUGGACGUGGGCGUGAUACCUGAGGGGGCGCGGGACAUCCUGGUAAAGGAAGUGGAGGAGGCAGGUAACUUCCUGGCUCUGAGGAGCGAGGCGUCGGAGGAGGAGUACUUCCUCAACGGCAACUUCAUCAUCCAGUGGAACGGGGAGUACGAGGCCGGCGGGACGACGUUCUACUACGAACGCAGCGGGAACAUGGAGAACCUCACCGCUCCUGGACCCACCAAACAGCCGGUCAUGCUGCAGUUGCUGUUUCAAGAGAAGAACCACGGUAUAAAAUACGAGUACACCAUCAAGAAAACCAAAGGGACAGGAAAUGAGGUCAUCGAGCCCAUUUUCAGGUGGAGGCACGGGGCGUGGACGGACUGCAGCACCACCUGUGGCUUAGGUGAGCAGCACCAGCCUACGCGGUGCUUUGAGGUGGACCUGGGCGUAGUGGACGAGUCUCUGUGUGACUCAGCCAGCCGUCUAGAAGACCGACACCGAAAAUGCAAGAAUAUGGAUUGUCCUGCAAGGUGGUGGGUGGGCGGCUGGCAGCACUGUACAGCCAACUGUGGAUCAGACGGGGUGCGGAAGCGAACGGUGCUCUGUGUUCGUACAGUCUCUGGGGAGGAAAGGGUGCUCCAUCCUGUCGAGUGCAAGCAUCUCCUUAAACCCAAACCUCUGGUGCCGUGCAACAGAGACAUACCCUGUGGACAGGACUGGGCUGUCGGCAACUGGGAAGAGUGCCCAGUCUCAUGUGGAGGAAGUGUUCGCUCACGUACAGUCACGUGUGCACUAACGCCCAAGAAGAGCUGCGACCUCUCAACCAAGCCUCGGUCCAGAUCACUGUGCGCCCUGCAGAGCUGCCCUAACUCAAGUCUCCGUAGACGACCCGGGCCUCCUCCUAAAUACCGCCGCAUCUCCCCGCCUAAGAGCCACCCCCCCAAGCAUCCAACACCUACGCCUACCUGGGCUCCCACUAGCUCCACGGCCACAGCUGUACCCACAGCUGCUAUCACCGUGAGGAAGAAAACAACCACCAAAGAGACGACAACUGCUUUUAUCCCUACCACCACAUCCCUUUCAACCCCUAAAACCACAGUCAUAGACACAGAUGAGCUCGAUGUUAAAGUGAGAACAAAUGAGGAUGAGAGAGAGAAAGUUUUCCCAUCUAAAGAAGAUUCUGCUGAAAAGGACAGAAAAGGAAAUGGCGUGGAGAAGGAAAAGGAAAAGGUAGAAGAGAGGGAAGAGGGAGAGCAGGGAAGUACGCCAGAUGUGGUGAUGUAUACUCCAGGAUAUGAUUAUGUUGUUGAGGAUAGGACACCAGAGGAGGAGGGGAUUAUUGACCUGGAUGUUACCACGUCUACACCCCUCAAAAAUCCUCUUAACUCAACCACGCCAGCACCACACAUACUCAUCACACCCACUUUACAAACAAGUCCUCCUACAACGCACACAACCGAAGCACCCACCGUCACCCACUCCACUCCACACACCAGCACUAAAACAUGGGAAAAGACCACUCACCACUAUCCCGUCUCCAACCCCCACACCACCCCUCGUAUCAACCCACACACCACCCCUCGUAUCAACCCCCACACCACCCCUCGUAUCGACCCACGCAGCCCCCGGACACACAGCGUUCCCCUCACCACUCCCAUGCACCACACGACACAAGCUCCUUCAACAACUGCGAGAAAACCCUUCACCACCGCAGCGUUGCCCCAGUCCACCGUGAAGGUCAUUAAACUAAAGAAGCCGGCGGUGACGCCCAAGAAAAACAGUUCUGUCUCUCGUGCUAAAAAGCCCUCGUCCUGGUCCAAAGGCAGUCGCUCCAAGAACCAAAACCAGCGAGCAGAGAGUCCCGGCUCCGUCAGUGACCAGAGCAACGUGAAGGCCAGAGAGCCGGUCAGGAAGGAUAUAUUCUGGGUUGUAGGAAACUGGAGCGAGUGUUCAACAACGUGUGGGAUUGGAGCGAUAUGGAGGACGGUAGCGUGCAGCUCCCAGAACGACGAGGACUGUGCCAGCAUGAAGAGACCUGAGCCUGCGCGCACAUGUCACCUGCAGCCCUGUGCCACCUGGCACAGCGGCAGCUGGAGCAGCUGUCCAGAUCACUGUGCGGUGGUGGGACGGAGGUACCGUGAAGUCCAGUGUGUCGAUUCUCAGAGCAAACGUCCCCUCAGACCGUUUCACUGUCAAGCUGUGUCCAGUAGACCCGUCAGCACCUUGACUUGCUCCCACAAGCCCUGUAUGACCUGGAGUGCAUCACCCUGGGGACCGUGCUCUGGCAGCUGUGGCGAAGGCGUCAGGGAGCGGCUGGUGUACUGCCCCGAGCCUCAUCGCUGCAGCACCACACUGAGGCCAAACGGCACAGAGCCGUGCAGUCUAAAGCCCUGCACUCACUGGAAGGCUGAGGACUGGGACGAGUGCUCUGUGAGUUGUGGUGGGGGUCAGCAGCAGCGUGAAGUCAACUGUGUGAGUGAGCAGGAUUCGGCCCUCAUGCCAAACAGCCUCUGUGAGAAGAUUUUCAAACCAGAAACACUCAGGAAGUGCAAUAUGCAGGAAUGCAAGACCAACAAAGCUCCAGUUUGCAGGAAGAACACCCUGUCCUCUCGCUUCUGCGACAAGCUGAAGCUGCUGGGCCGCUGCUCUCUCAGGUCGAUCCAAAAACAGUGUUGUUUCACCUGUGGGUCAUAGCCAGGGUCACACACCCACAUACAUUACAAUGGACUCAUCCCAACUACAGUAACAGGUACUGGAUCCUCUCGCAAUACUGACAUCAGAUCAUGCCAUCCACAGACCGACACGUCCAAACCAAAGUGCUAAUGAGCACAACGAGCACAUAUCAAUCAGCGUUUAUGGUCACCUCAAUGUGGCUCGUUGAACAUUAAGCUCUAACCUUUGUAACAGUCUGCAUGUCUUUUCAUCAUCAGUAGUUUGGCUGUACUUUUGCCCACUUUUUAAAUUAUUUUAAGGUUUCUAGCAAAAUCUUCACUGGAAAAAAAGUAUACAUAUUUAUUUUAUUAUUCUUAUUUUUACCUAUAAAGGUAAAAAAAAAAAAAAAAAGGUAAAAUUUUUUAAAUAUGUUUUAUAUUAUUUUUCAUUAUUAUUUUUAUUAUUAUUACCUAUUUACAUGUAGGUCUUUGUAACUUUUUUCAGUGAGGAUUUUGUUAGAAACCAUAAAAAAAAGCAAGAGUACAGUCAAAACACUGUUACUAAUAUUAGAGCUUAAUGUUCAUCAAACCAUGUUGAGGUGAGCAGAAAUGCUUAUCAGAAUUAAUAUACAUAUACUGUAUAUAUAUAUAUAUAUAUAUAUAUAUAUACAUAAAACAGGCAAGUUUAAUGAUGUUUAAGGACAGUGUGCAAAAUCUGCCAUAAAAUGAAUGUGAUGUUUCUGGUGAAAAGUACAAUAAUUCAGUAGAAACAUACUGAACAAAAAAGUCAAAUUAAUAAUAAUUAAAAAAAAGAAUCAAGAAGCACAAUUUAAAGUUACGAAAGCCUAAGCCAGUACAAGAUUUCCUCUUGCGCAGUUGUGAUAAAUUAAUAACACAAGGAACAGUUUGCUCCUUUAUCCAGUAACAAACCCACAGUUCAUAUCCUUCCUUCAUCCAAAGGUGCUUUUAUAAUCGUGGUGCUGAUGAUUCACAGCUCAACAGUCAAGAUACCAGUUAUAUUUUUAUAUCAAAGUGAGCUGGUAAAAACAGAAUGUAAAUAAAUAAAUUGAGACCUCUAUUAAAUUGUUAAUAGUAAUGAUAAUCUGUGUUUUUUUUUACUCACAUAUUUUGCUUUUUUUUCUGCUUGAAUUGUGGUUUUGUCCUCAGAGCUGGCACUGUGUGUUUACAUUUUCCCGGGUUACAAGUUCCUGCUUUAGUCAUUUUUGUUCCGAUUGUCAAUCGUAUAAUUAAAUCGGCUGCAGAACCUGCACAGCUCUGCGGUCCAACCUGUGGUGCUCCUCCUCUGGUGUGAGAUUGACCGAUGAGAAAGAGGUGUUGCAGGUCAUCCCUCUCAGGUCCCUGUAAAGACGGUCGCUGUGUUUGUAUGACAUUGUACAGGCGUUGUCGUGCAUGUGGAACAUCACCUACAUGUCUCCUAUCAAUGAAUGUGACGAUAAAAGAUGAUUGUGACUAUACUGCUUUGUAACUGAGACAUGAAAUAAAAUUUUCUUUGAGUAUCUUUAA